CUUCUUCUCUUCUUAUCGUUACUACUACUACUGCUUUUCUCUUCUUCUGUGCCUUCUCCCUGACCUUCACAGCAGCAUCCUGUCACAGUAACAAUGCCGUCGGAAAAAUUUAAACGCUCGACUUCGUUUCGCCACGCCGCAAAGAGCUUCUUUGGUAACUUCAGCGCCGUGUCCCCGUAUUCAUUUGGACUGUCAUUGUCUCCCAAUACAUUCACUCUACUCGAAGACAACGACGCUGCCUCACAAGCUGACCGACGCUCGGCUCAUAAUGCUUUGGAACGUCAACGCCGAGAAAACCUGAACGUCAAGUUCCAGGAACUUGCUCAUGCUUUGCCAUCCUUGCAAACUGUCCGACGUCCAAGCAAGACCAUGAUUGUUGCAAAGUCGCUCGAGUUUGUUGCCAACAGCCUUAGUCGCGAGUCCAACUACCAAAACGAAAUCACUGAUCUGCGCAAACAAAACGAACGACUUCGAAAGCAAGCCUCGACCCUUUCUUCCGGUCAGCCCAAACGACGCAGUCCAUUGUCUACGCCACCUCAAACAAACGCAUCGUCACCUUCGUCGUUGCCUUCGCCACCUAUCACGCAAAAACCACUACAGCAGCAACCAGUAACCACUACUGCUACGACUGCUGCUACGACGCAACACGUUCUAGCACCCCAAUACGCACAAGAACAGGGAAAGAAGCCCACUCGGCAGCAACUAGAGAAGGAUAUACUUUUCUAUCAAAAUCAACAACAAAAACAGCAAGAGCAUGAGCAACAACAACAACAGUAUCAGGUAGAGGAUCCACUUAUCUCUGCUGCUGCCGACUACCAAAGCUGGAUUGCAGCUACCACCAUGCCCGAAAGAGAUUACUGUCUCUACGACAGUGAUCCCGCCUUGAUGGCGCCAUCAUUUAUGUAUCAGCGCGAUCCGUUGUUGACAACGGUGCCGCCUCCUUAUUACUACGAACAAGCUAUGUCUAUGAAUCCAGCCAUGAUCUUUACCUCUACAGCACCAGCACACGCACCGCCAGUAGCACCAGCAUCCAUGGAAGCCUAUCAUCACUCUAUUGUGAGCGGCGGCCCUGCAGGCAAUAUCCUCGUCUGAAAGUGAAGGCAGAAAACAAAACAAAAAGAACCCUCUUUUCUUCUUUAUUAUACCAUACUUCAGUUGUAAAUACUUCUUUUUCUUUAACUUUGCGCGCCACUUUACUCUUUCUUUCUGUCACGAGUAGCUAGUAAAUCCGUGUACUUACCACUUUAUAGUCACUUAUAAUUAUGCCCCCUCCCCCACCUUUUGCCUUUUUGAUCUCUUUCUCUCUCUCUAGCUACAUCAUUCGCUUAUAAUAAUAACAUAUGCGUGCAACGCACGCUUAUGAUCACG
This is a messenger RNA of Zychaea mexicana, 1368 nucleotides long. RefSeq lists its product as uncharacterized. Gene Ontology annotation, molecular function: DNA-binding transcription factor activity; protein dimerization activity. Gene Ontology annotation, cellular component: RNA polymerase II transcription regulator complex. The transcript has 4 exons. The coding region runs from base 94 to 1092 and encodes 332 amino acids. NCBI's taxonomy places the organism in Eukaryota, Fungi, Mucoromycota, Mucoromycetes, Mucorales, Lichtheimiaceae. Gene Ontology annotation, biological process: positive regulation of transcription by RNA polymerase II. The record is from RefSeq and is a predicted model, not a curated record.